CUAAUCUCAAGCCCAAAUGCACAAAUCAUUGAAGCCGAAGAGAGCACGUAGCCCAACAUGAGGGUUCUUGUUGACUACUUGAGCUUUUGUUUUGUUUUGUUUUAUUUUUGUGCCGAUAUACUUCCAAAUUUGACCUUCCCUUCCCCAAGGCCCAAAGCACCGCUCUCUCACUCUCACUCUCACCCUCACCCUCUUAUCUUCUCCAUCUCUGGCGGCGGCUUGUUUUCGAUAUUGAAGCAUCUCCAUGACCCUCUUUCUUCCCCAAACUUUUCCUUCAAUUCACUUCACUGUUUCUUAUCCUCUCCAUCUUUCGAAAUGCUCUUCCAAAUUCAGAACUAUGUCAACCCCAAGACCACUCAUCCAUGCGACAAUCCCAGCUAGAGACCGAGUCAUAGACUUCGGAAAGCACAAGGGCAAAAUGCUCGGAACCCUCCCUUCAAGCUACCUCAGAUGGGUCUCCAAGAACCUCCGUGCCCGCGACUUCGAGGACUGGGCAAAGCUAGCCGACCAAGUCCUCCAAGAUCCAGUUUACAGAGAUCGGAUCGAGUGGGAGUUAGCGGAGAAUCUACUGAAUGGCAACAUUAAUGAUAGUUCUUUAAGAAACGAGAGUGUUGUUUCGGAGUUGUUAGAAAUUAGUGAAAGGUUCGGUUGGGAUAACGAAGAUAAGAGUGGCUGGAGCAAGGUCAAGUUUGAGCUUUUGGGUACCUCUAAAGGCGGUAGAAUUCCAAGAGCCGGAAAAAAUGGCGGAAAAGAGACAGACUUUGGCUUGAGUAAGGGUACUGAACAAAGGGUGGUUGAGGUUUCAUCAAAAGGUGAGGAGAGGAGGAGAGCGAGAAGACAGAGACUGAGGACGAAGACAGGAGCGGCAAGGGAGGAGAAGGAGGUGGAGGAGCUGGGAAUUAAGAAGGAGAGCAUUAUUAAUGGUGGGUUUGGAAAUAGGUUUUAUGGGAGAAGUGAUGAAGAUAAUGUUAUGAUCAGAAUGCAAAGGGAUAGAAUGAACGGUAGAGAUGGGGUGAUAAUGGAGAAGAAUAAUAAUCCAUUUCCUGGACGUGAAGCUCUUUUGAAGAAGGUGCUCAACCAUAGAAGAUCUUUGUAAAUUGUAAUUUCUUUUCUUUUGUGUGUAAAUUGUGAAAAAUGAUUUACAUAUACUACUUUUUUGUAAUAUUUUAUAUUUUCUAUAAUCAUAUUUUAAAAGAAGAAUAUUUUUAUAAAAAUAAUGUCAUUUUAUAAAAAUAUUCUCAACUUAAAAUAUUAUUAUAAAAUGUGACGUGUGCAUUAUUAUUCUAAUUGAAAAAUGAUUGAUUCCAUUCCCUUGGAUUAA
This is a messenger RNA of Carya illinoinensis, 1321 nucleotides long. RefSeq lists its product as uncharacterized. NCBI's taxonomy places the organism in Eukaryota, Viridiplantae, Streptophyta, Magnoliopsida, Fagales, Juglandaceae. The record is from RefSeq and is a predicted model, not a curated record. The transcript has a single exon. Bases 245 to 1096 code for a protein of 283 amino acids. Gene Ontology annotation, cellular component: plastid.